AUGUCUCAGUGCUCGCAGAAUGACGUUUCUGCUCCCCCCGUCCAGUCCUCCCUUUCCUUCACACAAGGCCUUCUUGUUGGCCAACUCUCGGUGGUGCUGCUGAUUGGUGCCUUCAUCAAGUUCUUCAUCUUCGGCGAGGCACCGGCGCCACCGUCUCGGGGGCUAGCAAGUCGCACCGCGGCCCAUCGCCGUUCCUACUCGAUCAACAACAUCGACCAGAAUGGGAGAUCGCUACGUGAGAAACCCUCAAACUCUAACGCCCUUCGACCGGUUCCGUCAUCGUCGACGAAUACGCGUUCCAUCCUGAGAAAGACCUACUACAACGCGGUUCCGACAAACCUGUCCAACAAACAUGGGCGUAAUCGGAUGCAGCAUUCUACACACCAGCCGGAGUCUCUGGACUGGUUCAAUGUGUUGAUUGCGCAGACAAUUGCUCAGUACCGACAGACUGCGUAUCUGCUGAAGGACUCACCCACGUCGUCCAUUCUUGACUCUCUCUCAGCGGCGUUAAACAACCCCGAGAAGAAACCCUCCUUUAUCGACACUAUCAAGGUCACAGAUAUUUCCCUGGGCGAGGAGUUUCCGAUAUUCAGCAACUGCCGUGUCAUCGCGGUGGACGACCCCAACUCUGACGGAGGGAGGCUUCAGGCCUUGAUGGAUGUCGAUCUCAGCGAUGACAACCUGUCGAUUGCCAUUGAGACCUCUCUAAUACUGAACUACCCGAAGCCGUACUCUGCCAUCCUUCCUGUCGCAUUGUCUAUCUCCGUAGUUCGGUUCUCCGGGACGUUGUGCAUUUCCCUUAUUCCCGCUUCCACGUCUCCUGCAUCACACACUGCGUCCCCGUCCCCGUCUCCCGAGACAGCACAGUCUCAUGGCAAGCCCUCGGACGCCAAUGGAUCAGCUGGCAACUCUCAAGAUGCCUCGAAUUCCCCUCCUAAAACGGGCGUUCCCAAAACGAACCUCGCAUUCUCGUUUCUGCCAGACUAUCGUCUUGAUCUCUCUGUCCGCUCCCUUAUCGGUUCUCGAAGUCGCUUGCAAGACGUGCCUAAGGUUGCGCAGCUGGUGGAGGCGCGUGUCCACGCCUGGUUUGAGGAACGAGUAGUCGAGCCCCGAGUCCAGGUAGUCGGAUUGCCUGACUUUUGGCCCCGGAUGGGCAGGACUGGUGUCAGACCUGGUGAAGAUGCUGAAGCCGGAGCCACAGCAGCGGCGGCGGCAGCGGCGGCGGCCGCAGCGGCAGCGUCGCGAACAGAGCAACCGAAUCCAAUGGACAUGCCUUCCCGACCGGAUGACGCAGGGCAUGACAGCGACCGAGAAGCGGAGGGAUUGAGGUACCGCGGAGGGUCUGAAUUCGGGUCUUCGAAUCUUGACGGCAUGUCUAGAUCCACUGGCGUGUACGGCGGCGCCAGCAGUCAUCGGAACCAGAGCAUGAUGGGCGAGGGCAACAGCCGCAGUUCUAGUGCCGCAGGAGCAGAGCACUUGGAAAUGCCCGGGUCAAUGCCCGGCACUGUUCCCGUGCUAUGA
Rasamsonia emersonii CBS 393.64 is the source of this 1521-nucleotide messenger RNA. RefSeq names its product Maintenance of mitochondrial morphology protein 1. Gene Ontology annotation, cellular component: endoplasmic reticulum; ERMES complex. The transcript has 3 exons. Gene Ontology annotation, molecular function: lipid binding. The coding region runs from base 1 to 1521 and encodes 506 amino acids. NCBI's taxonomy places the organism in Eukaryota, Fungi, Ascomycota, Eurotiomycetes, Eurotiales, Trichocomaceae. The record is from RefSeq and is a predicted model, not a curated record. Gene Ontology annotation, biological process: mitochondrion organization; phospholipid transport.